Paramuricea clavata is the source of this 816-nucleotide messenger RNA. NCBI's taxonomy places the organism in Eukaryota, Metazoa, Cnidaria, Anthozoa, Malacalcyonacea, Plexauridae. The record is from the annotation of a GenBank genome assembly.
AUGUACAGCAAUUACAAGAUUACAGCAAUUACAAAAUUACAAGAUUACAGCAAUUACAAGAUCACAGCAAUUACAAGAAUUACAAGAUUACAGCAAUUACAAGAUUACAAUUACAAGAUUACAACGAUUACAAGAUUACAACAAUUACAAGAUUACAAGAUUACAAGAUUACAAGAUUACAAGGAUUACAAGGAUUACAAGAUUACAGCAAUUACAAGAUUACAAGAUUACAAGGAUUACAAGAUUACAGCAAUUACAAGAUUACAAGGAUUACAAGAUUACAGAAUUACAAGAUUACAACAAUUACAAGAUUACAAGGAUUACAAGAUUACAACAAUUACAAGAUUACAAGAUUACAAGAUUACAAGGAUUACAAGAUUACAACAAUUACAAGAUUACAGCGAUUACAAGAUUACAAGGAUUACAAGAUUACAGCAAUUACAAGAUUACAACGAUUACAAGAUUACAACGAUUACAAGAUUACAACAAUUACAAGAUUACAACAAUUACAAGAUUACAGCGAUUACAAGAUUACAAGGAUUACAAGAUUACAACAAUUACAAGAUUACAAGGAUUACAAGAUUACAGCAAUUACAAGAUUACAGCAAUUACAAGAUUACAAGGAUUACAAGAUUACAAGGAUUACAAGAUUACAAGGAUUACAAGAUUACAAGGAUUACAAGAUUACAAGGAUUACAAGAUUACAGCAAUUACAAGAUUACAGCAAUUACAAGAUUACAGCAAUUACAAGAUUACAAAGAUUACAAGAUUACAAGGAUUACAAAGAUUACAAGAUUACAAGGAUUAGAAAAUUAG